This is a messenger RNA of Sphenostylis stenocarpa, 2276 nucleotides long. The record is from the annotation of a GenBank genome assembly. Lineage: Eukaryota; Viridiplantae; Streptophyta; Magnoliopsida; Fabales; Fabaceae.
AUGGAUUUUAGUGCAGAUGAGACUUUAUUCUUGUCAAUUGAACAAAACAAAUUUUUGUCGUAUAAUGUGUGCAUUGCUGCUCCACCCAAUAUUGUUUCAGAUGGUUUAUGGGGUGGCCAAAAAAAUGGCAGGACUCCAAUGAAAUCUUCACUCCCAUUGUUUGAGUUGCAGGCUGGCCUGAUUCUAGGUCCUGCCAUUCAGGUAGAGAUAUUGGAAAACUACAGAGAGAAGUUGUUUCCAUUUCCAAGUCAGGGCACACUUGCAACAGUAACAUCAAUUGGUUAUGCACUUUUCAUCUUUACAAGUGGGGUGCAAAUGGAUUUGAGCAUGAUAACCAGGACAGGACACAAGGCAUGGACCAUUGCAAUCACUGGAUUGUCUGUGCCGUUAAUUGUUUGUAUUCCAAUUGCAAACAUAUUCACUAAAAAUAUAAGUAUUCAUGUUGGAGAUGGAGAUCAGUUCUUUGAUUUUUCCUCUGUAGUGCUCGCAGAAACUAUAAUUUCAUUUGCAGUCGUUGCCUCCCUCCUCAAUGAACUUAAAAUCCUUAACUCUGAACUUGGCAGGUUGGCAUUAUCCUCAGUAUUGGUGAGUGACAUUCUGAGCAAAAUCAUCACGUGUGUUACCAGUAUCUUAAAAGAUAGCCAAGAUAACUUUAACAUUGUAGUGCUGUUGGUAUCACUGUUUGCCUUUGGCAUCUUUGUUCCAUUAAUUUUUCGGCCUGCAAUGUUUUGGAUCAUCAAACAUACUGCAGAAGGAAGGCCUGUGAAUGAUGCUUAUGUCUAUCUUAUCAUCAUAAUGGUCUUUGCAUUAGGUUGGGUUGCAGUUCAAAUAGAUCAGGACUUUAUCCUAGGAGCUUUUAUUCUGGGGUUGGCAGUGCCUGAAGGACCACCAUUAGGAUCAGCAUUGGUCAAGAAACUUCACUUCUUUGGUAACUGUUUCUUCUUGCCAAUUUUUGUGACUUGCGGCGUGAUGAAGGCAGAUUAUUCCCUACAGUAUUAUUCAUCAGAACUAGUUUUGCUCACUGCUUACAUCACUUUUUUCACUCACUUUGUCAAAGUAAUGGCAUGCACUAUACCUGCCCUCUUUUGCAAGAUUCCCUUACAAGAUGCAUUGGCUCUUGGCCUCAUUUUGAACGUUAAAGGCGUAGUGGAAGUUGGUGCCUACGGAAUCUUAUACGACGAGGGGACAAUUGGUGGUCCUAUUUAUGGAAUAAUGAUAAUCAGCAUAAUGGUGAUAGCAUGCAUUGUGAAAUGGUCUACGAAACUAUUGUAUGAUCCAUCAAGAAAAUACGCUGGCUACCAGAAAAGGAACAUUACAAGUUUAAAACCAGACUCAGAGCUGAGAAUACUUGCAUGCGUUCAUAGAACAUACAAUAUAUCUGCUAUAAAAGAUGUCCUGGAUCUUUGUUGUCCAACAACAGAGAACCCCAUCAUUGUGGAAGUGUUGCAUUUGAUCGAGCUGGUUGGAAGGACCUCUCCCAUUUUCAUUUCUCAUCGCAUUCAGAGAACUAUCUCAUCGAAUUGCCACAAGUCUUAUUCAGAUGAUAUCACUCUUGCCUUUGACCUCUAUGAACAUGACAACAUUGGUGCAGUAAGUGUAUACAGUUACACAGCCAUAUCUCCACCCACCCUGAUGCAUGACGACGUUUGUCAACUUGCAUUGGACAAAGUGGCAUCCAUUAUAAUUCUUCCAUUCCAUAUAAGAUGGUCUAGUGAUGGUGCCAUUGAAUCUGCUGACAAGAACACGAGGACCUUAAAUUGUAAGGUCCUAGAAAUAGCUCCAUGCUCAGUGGGAAUCCUGGUGAGCCGUUCUCCCGUUCCAAGUGAAUCAUUCAUUAGGCUAGCAAUGGUUUUUUUGGGUGGAAAAGAUGACAGAGAGGCUUUGUGCUUGGCGAAACGAGCAACGAGGAAGUCGAGGGUCAACUUGGUUGUGUACCACCUUGUUCCAACGGAAUACAGACCAGACGUGGAAUAUCUACUAGAUAACAUGGCACUAGAAGAUAUUAAGACAUCACAAUCUAGCUUGGGAAAUAUAAGUUAUCACGAAGUCAUGGUAAAUAAUGGACAUGAGACAUCUCUCAUUCUUCGCCAAAUAGCAAAUCAACAUGACUUUUUCAUUGUCGGGAGAAGAAAUGAACUGGACUCACCUCAGACACACGGACUUACAACUUGGAGUGAAUUUUCAGAAUUGGGUGUCAUUGGCGAUUUGCUUGCUUCAUCAGAUUUUGAGAGCAGAGCGUCUGUUUUGGUUGUGCAGCAACAACUUAGACAACACGA